AUAGAUUUUAGCAGUUGCUCAGACUGAACAAAUCUAAAGCUACAAUGAGACGGCAGGCAAAGUUUAGGCCUCUUCUCACAGCUGUCUUCUUCCUGAUCCUCUGCGGCCUCACCUACGGUCGCUUCAUCUCCGACCAACCAGAUCUCGUCUCCGAUGGUGUGGUCCGCGAAUCAAAGGUGCCGCACUUCCUCCGCCUCCACGCGGCGGAGGAAACCUGCGAGCAGACCUACGGUUUCUUGCCGUGCACCUCCACCGGACUCGGAAAUCUGUUCCUGAUUCUGGUGUACGGUUACCUCAUGUUCCUCGCCGCAACGUAUCUCUCCACCGGUAGUGAGCUUCUUCUCGAGAUCCUCGGCCCCGGAAUUGUCGGCGGCCUUUUCCUCCCCAUCCUCGGCGCGCUUCCCGAUGCUAUGCUAAUUCUCGUUUCUGGACUGUCUGGAAGCGUUGAAACUGCUCAAAGCCAGGUCUCGGUUGGAAUGGGGCUGUUAGCCGGUUCAACAGUCAUGCUUAUUACAGUAAUCUGGGGAACCUGUAUUAUUGUGGGAAAGUGCGAUAUCGAAAAUGAUCUUGCCAUAGACUCACGAGACACAAAAGGCUUGAGUUUAACCGGUUCGGGCAUAACUACCGAUGUAUGGACAAGCUAUGCAGGCAUUAUCAUGGCUAUAUCCGUUAUUCCGUUUGUCAUAGUCCAAUUACCACAAAUUUUGCAUUCAGAUUCAGGCAGGCAUUUGUCUGUCUUGAUUGCUCUUAUUGUUUCCGUGACCUCUCUGAUCUCCUACUGUCUGUACCAGGUAUUCCAGCCCGUGGUUCAAAGGAGACGGCUUGCUUUUGUAAAACAUAAGCAUGUCAUAUCUGGAAUCUUGAGACAACUGAAAAUGCGUUCCUUGGGAAGACUCUCCACAGACGAUGGGAAGCCUAAUGAAGAAGUAUUGACAAAGCUGUUUAAAGCUAUCGAUGAGAAUGAUGACGGCUUCCUUUCACAGGCAGAAUUGAGAGCUCUGAUUGUCGGAAUCCAAUUCAACGAGAUUAAUAUGGACGAGGAUGACGCCUUGGCCAAAGUAAUCAAGGAUUUCGACACCAGUCUCGACUCUCAAGUCGAUUUGAACGAGUUCGUCGCUGGAAUAGGGAAAUGGCUCGAAGAGGCCAAGGGUGCCAGAGGAGGUUCUAACCAGGCUGGUUCAAUGAAAUACAUAGACGACUAUCACAAACAAACGAAGAGAGAGCACGAGCUUUUGGGAGAACAAAGUGACGAGAUUGUCGAGGGGGUAGAGAAUCCGAGAAGUACUUCGAUCAAAGCUGGGCUUUUAUUGCUUCUUGGAACUCUCAUCGCAGCUGCAUUUGCCGACCCUCUGGUCGAUGCGGUGGAUAAUUUCUCCGCUGCUACAAGCAUUCCUACUUUCUUCAUAUCGUUUAUUGCACUCCCAUUGGCUACCAACUCCAGCGAGGCAGUCUCUGCCAUCAUAUUCGCCAGCAGGAAAAAGAUAAGAUCUGCUUCCUUGACAUUUUCCGAGCUGUAUGGAGCGGUUACGAUGAACAACGCACUAUGUCUAUCAGUGUUCUUGGGGCUUGUUUACGUGAGAGGACUGACGUGGGAUUUCUCGUCGGAAGUGCUCGUUAUUUUGAUCGUGUGCAUUGUGAUGGGAGUCUUUGCCAGCGUCCGCACUACUUUCCCACUUUGGACUGCUAUUUUAGCUUUUCUGCUCUACCCGUUUUCUCUCGCGCUUGUUUAUGUUCUUGAUUACGUCUUCGGCUGGUCAUAGAUCUACCUGUGGGGCUUAAUUUUUUUUUUUUCAAUACAAUUUUCUACGAGUUUAUGUUUCUGUAAAACUCGAUAACAAGUUCUAAUUUUCUGGAAAAGACAUGCCAUCUUUGGUGUGAGGUAUGACUUUUUUUACACUCCGAGCUUGUAAUGUUUUAAGAUUUUCGGCCUUGGUAAUUGGUCGUUUGAUUAAACGGAAAAUAAUAUUAAGUACCUCUGUUUGAUUAC
This is a messenger RNA of Erythranthe guttata (spotted monkey flower), 1987 nucleotides long. RefSeq names its product sodium/calcium exchanger NCL. Lineage: Eukaryota; Viridiplantae; Streptophyta; Magnoliopsida; Lamiales; Phrymaceae. Gene Ontology annotation, cellular component: membrane. Gene Ontology annotation, biological process: calcium ion transmembrane transport; intracellular calcium ion homeostasis. Gene Ontology annotation, molecular function: calcium ion binding; calcium:proton antiporter activity. The record is from RefSeq and is a predicted model, not a curated record.